Zingiber officinale is the source of this 2006-nucleotide messenger RNA. Its product is annotated as E3 ubiquitin-protein ligase At1g63170-like. The transcript has 5 exons. Gene Ontology annotation, molecular function: zinc ion binding. NCBI's taxonomy places the organism in Eukaryota, Viridiplantae, Streptophyta, Magnoliopsida, Zingiberales, Zingiberaceae. The record is from RefSeq and is a predicted model, not a curated record. Bases 616 to 1839 code for a protein of 407 amino acids.
UUAGCUGGACUCCAUCGUCAGAUUGCUACACGCAUUCGGUUGUCCCCCGGAAAAGAUGUCCACGUGACUAAGAGCCGCCCACUGUCGGUGAGUCUUCGAUGGAGGGGAAGGGGCAAGAACUGAAAAACUUGCAUUGGUAAGGGCAGAAAUCUUGAAGUGACAAUUCUUUUCAAUUUUUGGCUUCUGGCGGAGGAGCAUCACCCUCGCCCUUGCCCUCUCCCUCGCCCUUGCCCUCUCCCUCGCCCCUGCUUUCAUGGUGGUGGUGAGCUUCUCUUUUCAUUUCCCCCCCUACGUUUGUUGCUGUAAUUGGGUCAUUUCCACAGACGCUGAAGAGCCAACUCCUGUCUAAUUCUCUACGUUUGAGGAACGUGUCAGUUGUUUAUAGCUGCUGCGAAGGAUGACCCUUUAUUCAUGACAACUGUUCUAGAAGUCAUCAUUUGCUGCAAGCUGCUUCAAUAAAUUAGACAGUGUGGGAAGGAUGACCCUUUAUUCAUGACAACUAUUCUGGAAGUCAUCAUUUGCUGCAAGCCGCUUCAAUAAAUUACACAGUGGAACAGAUGGGGGCUUUCUUUUCUGAAAUUAACUCAAGAUCAAACUGAUGGUUGCUAUCUGCUUAUGGAAAGAGAGCUUAAGAAAGAAUGUCACAUUGUACACAUGUCUUGGGGUAAUGUUGCAUCCUCAUCAACUUAUGAUGAUGAUGACUCUGACAACUCAGAUGGAUUCCAUUCUGAUGAUGAGCUUUCAACAAGGACACAAACACCCUUCACAUCUAAUUCUGUUAAUUCUUCUGUAGCUGGAGCUGGUGGUAGUUAUGCUCGUAGUCCCCGUAGAAGCCUUCUAAAUUCUGGUUUCUGGAUUUUGUUUCAGCUUGUUCUCAACAUGGGCCAAAUCAUUGCAGCUAUAACUGUUCUCUCUUUAUCGGGACAUGAGCAUCCACAAUCUCCAUUAUUUGCAUGGCUGAUUGGAUAUGCUAUUGGUUGCUCUGCUACUCUCCCUCAUCUUUGUUGGCACUUUAUUUAUCAUAACAAUCAUUCUUCACAACAAGAAUCAGAACUUCACCAGCAGAACUCAUCUUCUAUCAACAUUCCUGAGUCUAUUUCAUACAUGACCAUGUCUUUUCCACAGGCUAUAGAAGAUCAUGGGCAGAGUUUUGCUGCUGUCUUUCAGUUUAGACAAAACUUGGCUGUUGUUGGCACAAGGUUUAAUACAUUUAUUGACCAUUUCAAGAUGGGUGUGGAUUGCUUCUUUGCUGUAUGGUUUGUUGUCGGUAACGUGUGGAUUUUUAGUGAGAACUCCUCUGAAUACAGUGCUCCCAAUUUGUACAGGUUAUGUAUAGUAUUCCUUGCACUUAGCUGUAUUGGCUAUGCUAUCCCAUUUGUCCGGUUCACGACUCUCUGCUGUGUUUUUCCAUGUAUAAUAUCUGUUUUGGGCAUUAGAGAUGAUUGGUAUCCAACAAGGGGGGCAACAUCUGAUGUCAUUAAUUCACUUCCAACCUUCAAGUUCAAGUCAAAGAGAAGAACAGAUACUCGCAAUCCAGAAUAUCUAUGUCAGGGUGGGAUUUUGAGUCCUGCUGCUGAUGAGCGGAUAACUUCUACAGAUGAUCAGGAUUGUUGCAUUUGCUUGGCGAAGUACACGAGCAAUGACGAGCUUCGGGAACUCCCUUGUUCUCACUUCUUUCACAAGGAAUGUGUAGAUAAAUGGCUGAAGAUCAAUGCCCUCUGUCCUCUUUGCAAAUCAGAGGUUGGUGACACUUCGAGCUCACUUUUAGCUUGUAUACGUCGUCUCUGCAGCUUCAGGAGACUUGCAAGUGGUGUAAGCUCUGCAAGAGUAGCAGUGUAGGCAAGAAAUCCUUCUAAUGCAGCAGCUUCAAGCUAUUGGUUUUAGUGGAACUAUUCUUGGUAUUGAUACAUGUACAUAUGAUCCUACGAGCUGGCUGCUUUUUUUUUAACUUCUCUUGCUGUCUUGUUGCUUCAAUGUUAUUGAUUAAGUGAUGCCUUUUGAGUCAA